Trichomonas vaginalis G3 is the source of this 534-nucleotide messenger RNA. RefSeq names its product protein dispatched-related family. NCBI's taxonomy places the organism in Eukaryota, Parabasalia, Trichomonadida, Trichomonadidae. The transcript has a single exon. The record is from RefSeq and is a predicted model, not a curated record. Bases 1 to 534 code for a protein of 177 amino acids.
AUGGUUACUGAAGACAUGCUUCCUAAACAAGUCUUCGAAACUGUUGUAAUUUCAUUCGCUAUUGGCGCUGUCGUAAUUUUCUGUUCGACAUUGAGAAUUGGAUAUACAUUGAUGGUUGUUUAUUCAAUGUCUUGCACUUGUUUGUUGAUUAUGGGUAUCAUGUACAUCACAGGAUGGUCUAUUGGUACAAAUGAAGCUAUCAUGAUCUCAAUCGCUGCUGGUUUCUGCGCUGAUUUCAUUAUUCAGCCAAUGCUUGCUAUUGCUCAUGAUAAGUCUAAUAGGUCAUUGUUCGGAAAGAUCCAGUAUUCUUUGGUUUCUUUCGCUACCCCUGUUUCUUCUGCUCUUGUUACUACAUUGGUCGCUGCUUGCUUCCUUUAUCCUUGCGCAAUUCUUUUGUUCCCACCUUUCGCUUCUUUCCUUCUCGGAUCUGGCGUUUUCGGUAUUUUGCACGGUUUCGUCAUCCUUCCUACUCUCAUUGCCUUGUUCUCAUUUGAAAAGUCUUCGAAAUCAAGCAACAAAAAAGAUGAAGUGUAA